GUGCACCAAUCCCCCAAUUGACGUGAUGCAAUAGCGUUGCACAAGGCUGAAAUAUCUUGCAAGAACCCAUAUUUCACAACUCCGUACCUACUUCAUCAAUAUCCCCCUGUCCCCAGUCUCCAACCCGAGUUUCCACACGAUUCGCCCUGAAGUCCGACGCAUUAUUUUUUUUUCUUAAACGACCAUCGGUCCUUCUUAGAAGCUAUCGACACCUUUAGCAACUCAACCAUCAUGCCGAAGGAGAAGAAUUUCAACCCGGUGCAGGCUCAGCGUAAAGCUGAAAAGGCCAAAGCACUCAAGAAAGGCAAGGCAGAAGCUGCAGCCCGUCGGAACGAGAAGCUCGCGAAGCGAAACCCCGACAGGAUACAGAAGCAGAUCGACGACCUAAAGAAAAUCACAUCUAGUGGCGGCAAACUUACCAAGCACGAGGAAUCAGUACUGGAAGGGCUGGAGCGUGACCUGAAAGCAGUUACCAAGGCCAGGGAAGCACUUGGCGAUAAAGCACCAUCUUUUGGCCGCAGCAGUGGCCCUAGAGGUGAUGGCCAAAGGGACAAUAAUGUGCUGGGCAAGCGAAGAAGAGGAGGCGGCGAUGACGGCUUAAGCAGCGAUAGCGACGUACCCGAAGACGUCAGAAAUAUUCCUAUGCCGCGAGACACGCCGCCGCCAAUCCCGAAAGAGAUACUAGAUAAAUGGUAUGCGAAACGCAGAGCUGCACGGAAUGCAAACGAUACACCACUGGGCGGCCAGGACAAGCAACCGCCGCCAUCUGCGCCGGUGGAGUCCAAGACGGUAUAUGAAGCGAAGCCGAUAGUACGCGAUUUGCGUAAAGAGGCCGUCAGCGCAUUCGUGCCCACGGCAGUUCGGAUGAAGAUGGAAAAGAGCAAAGGCCACGGUGGUCUAAUGGAACCUGAAGAGGCAGAUCGUUUGGAAAAAGAAGGCUAUCUCAAGACUGUUCCGGCCCAAAGUGACGCGUCAGAACUUACUACGACGACAGGGCCCCAGAAAGUUUCAAUGGAGGAAGUGGAAGACGAUCAAGAUUGAGCCUAUCGAAAUUCAAUAACCAUCCAAGCCGUUCUCGCGGGUGGCCGUUGCGUUGGAGUCGGGGCCCGUUCCUAUUAGUUGGAAGUGCGACGGUUCCUAGCUGAACCCCACGGUUGUCGAUAAAGUGCAGAGCUUUGUUGUUACGCUUUGGCUGAAUCCUACUGUCUCCUCCUGUCUCCAUGCUACCUAGAGCAGCUUAGAGGAGAAGCCGAGAGACAGGGACGGCACGUUCCUUCGUCGCUGGUGCAUGCAGCAGAGACGAUUCCUGGUAAGAAAGAUAGCUUAUCAAAAAGGUAUGUUGGUCCUAGAUACCUAAGUCUGGAGCAUUGGGUAUCACCAUAGGCCAGGGUAGGCCAGGGGUAGACCGGUAGUUAAAGGUUUUGUGGAGGUGAUUGUGUCCCUA
Daldinia caldariorum is the source of this 1444-nucleotide messenger RNA. Its product is annotated as WW domain binding protein 11-domain-containing protein. The transcript is spliced from 2 exons. Gene Ontology annotation, biological process: RNA processing. Lineage: Eukaryota; Fungi; Ascomycota; Sordariomycetes; Xylariales; Hypoxylaceae. Bases 232 to 1041 code for a protein of 269 amino acids. The record is from RefSeq and is a predicted model, not a curated record.